Molecule: messenger RNA, 1065 nt
Organism: Paecilomyces variotii
Lineage: Eukaryota; Fungi; Ascomycota; Eurotiomycetes; Eurotiales; Thermoascaceae
Product: integral membrane protein
Exons: 7
Coding region: 1-1065 (354 amino acids)
Source: RefSeq, a predicted model, not a curated record
AUGGCAGAAUCAAAAGCAGCAAGACUGGUGACGGUGAACGCUGUGAUGCUGCUCUUGGCUACAAUAUCUUCAGCAGUGCGGUUAUGGGUCCGCAGUGUCUACAUGAAGGGACUUGGAUCUGAUGAUGUCUGCUUUACGUUCAGCUAUGUUUUCACUUGUGUUCUUUGCGUUGUAUCCGCAUUGAUGGUUCGAUAUGGAGCUGGACAACAUUUAAAGACCCUAGAUCCUGAAGAUAUCGAGAGAUUCCUGCAGCUCGAUUUCGUCAUCUCGAUCGCAUAUAUCUUCGCUUUCAUCACCAUCAAGGUCUCUUUUUUACUAUUUUACCUCCGCAUAUUCCCUGGAAAGAGGGUACUAGCCGUGUGCUAUGGCUGCAUAGUAUUUCUGAUCUGUCAGUGUAUCGAGGAAACAGCAGUCGUCAUAUUCCAGUGCUCUCCAGUCCAGAAGGCCUGGGAUAGCACGGUCCCUGGAAAAUGUCUGAACCUAUUGACAUUCUUCUACGUCUCUUUCGGAAUCAAAUUGGCAAGCGAUCUUGUCAUAUUCUUCUUGCCUAUCCCGCUCUUGUAUAAGACGAAACUGAGCCGGGGCAAGAAAACGGGAGUAAUUGCCAUGUUCGCUCUAGGAUUCUUGGUCUGUUUGACGAGUAUCAUUCGCGCAACUCAGUUGCAGAACACAAGUACAGACAUGACAUAUAUUAUAGUAGAUGAGUUAGACUGGUCGUCGAUCGAGGUCACCGUCGCAGUGAUUUGCGCCUGCAUCCCCAGUUUCAAAGCGCUCAUCACAUACAAGUUCCCCACAAUACGCCGGGUCCUUGGGCUCACAUCCUCGGACCCAGCAAGCAAUUCACGAGGUUAUUCGAGCCGCUACGGUCGUAUGGACAAAUACAAUAUCACUGGAUCACACCAAGGCCAUGUCCGCAUGCACAAACUGCCGCAUUCCACCAUGUCUCGGAUGGAGACCGAUAUCCAUGCUUCCGACUGGGACGACAGUAAGGAGCAAAUUGCGGUCCCGGGUGAAAUAAAAGUUACGACCGACCUAACAGUUAACCGAGUUGAUGAUAUUGAAUGA